GUGACACUCUCAAAAUUUGCAUAGUUUCUUAAAUUUGUUGUGUUCACUUUACUUUUCGAUAACUAUUCGUGUAACUAGGGAAAUGGGUAAGGAAUCUGGAGCGGACUUGGAGCUACCCAUCGCCAGUUGGCAUCGCGGUCUGUCCCUCCUUCAGAUGAAGGCGGCUGAUGACUUGGGAACUGUCCUGACGUAUGAUAUCAGAACCAUACGGGACUGUAUGUUGCGCCUGGGAUUGCGUCCGCUGGUCAGGAACCGGCAGCUCCUCAGGAUUGUGCAGCUGAGUCGCGGCCAGAAGCUGGCCUUCCUCUACUUCCUCUUCCAGGAACACUACAAGUCUGGCGGUCCAUGUGGAAAGUAUUCGGUUAACGGACAACUCCUGCUCUCGACCAUCGCCUAUCUGGACUUGCCGGCCACUUUUCGGGCGCUGGACAAAGUUCUUCCGCUUAGUGGAAAUCGUGACAGAAAAGUGGACCUGCAAAAGAAGCAAUCUCGUCGACCCUCCAUCGCAGCUCCGAUUCCUACCCUAAAUGAGCUUAAUAAGCCAAAGGAUGUGGAAGAUGAGAUGCAGCCACAGGAUCUGCCGGCUACGUUUCGAGAGCUGGACAAAGUUCUUUCCUCACAGCUCCCACAAACAAGGACUCGUUCAUCGGACCAAUCCUGCAGAUAUGCGAAGCCCUAUUUUCAGAAACAGCCCCGCCCAAAAUCGUCCCGCCCGUCCACCUAUUAUUCGUCGAAUUCCCCGCUGUUUGAGGUCCAGAUACCCAACGAGGUGGGGGAUCCAAAGGAGGAAGACGACCGGUGGUUUGCCGACUUCCAGUUUCGUCCGAUCCAGCGCAUAGUUAAGGCGCUUAUUAACCACGAGCUCUGCCACCUAUUCGAUCAAAUAGACGAGGCGCCCAGUGAUCCUGAGUCACAUGAUCAGCAGCCAAGGGAUCUGUGUGAGUUCCAUGAGGAAACCCGAUCGCAGGAGCGAAAGGCGUUUCUCCUCGAGCAGCAACAAAGAUACCAGGAUAUGAUCGACUUGGAAGGGAGGGAAAAGCGGCUCACAAGGGAGCGGAUAAUCCAUCACCUGAACAACGACGUGGAUAAGUACCUUCUUAAGUUUGGCGACAAAGGUUGGAGUCCGGGAGUUCCUGCUUCGCGGCAGUACGGAUGUGCCGCCUGCAGCGAGCUGGUCCACGUGAGCUUGGAGACUCCUGCCCAAGUGCUCCUCCUCGAAGGUGAUUGGGGACGACUGUACGACAGGAGUGGCCCCAAGAUGCGGCUAUGUGGUGGUGAGGAUGGGAAUCGAAACAUCCCAAAAGAAAAGACUCCUAGCUACUUUACGGCCCCCAAAAGUCACUGUCCCUAUGUCUUCAACUAUACACGCAUAUUUGAAAAGGGCAGUAAGGAAUCUUUGGACACCAAAGAGGCUAUAGGUGGUGCCCUGGUAAAAGCAAUGGAAGAUGAGGAGAGACGGGUACCCAGGACAAUUAGGAGGAGCCACAUUGACGAAGCGAUCUCCCGGUGUGUGCGGAAGAUCUUCGAGAAGAGUCUGCUGGCGACACCGUGUCCUUCUCCCAAAAGGUCCGAGGAACGACUCGUCUAUAAAGACAAGCGGAUCGAUCCCGACGACGAGAAAUUCCUGGACCAGAUGCUGAGCGAUGCUUUCCAGGUGCUGCAGCGAGAUCGCAAACUUGUGCUGGCCACUUUGCCCGAUGGUCACCAAAUCCCCGAGUUAAGGGAGUGGAUCCGAAGGCGAUAUGGCAAACAAUAUGGGCCACAAACCGAAUUGCAGUCGGAGAAGCUCAAGAUAAAGACGUUGAAACUGGCGGAGAUGGAAAAGAAAUUGAUUCCGCUGCUGUCUAAUAUAGAUCCCCGGACGGUGCGACAAAAUCCCGUGCCCUUUGCCAUGCACGAUGAUAUUAUGGCAGUGGCUAGUCAGUUCAAGAAAUCGUUCCGGGAAAAUGUCCUCCAGAUCAUCCUCAAGCAAACGAGACUCUGCUGGCAGACGCAGCACAACCUGCGAGCCAACAAUAGUUCCGGACUCCGGCGCACUUUCUUCACAUAUCUACCGAGCUGUGCCAGCGAUAGAGAUCCCACCUUCAGUUUUUAUUUGGCACAGAAAAAAGUAUAGGAAUUGUAGUAUUGAUCCUUAUCCUGAAAAUAGUUAUAGCUCCUUUUCAUUACCAGCAUAAUCAUAUUUAUCUUACCAGAUAGAAUGAAUAUCAUUGACCCCUAGAUGGUUUCAUUCUAUUUUGAAAAGAUAAAUGUGAUAUCAACUGAUUUAAAGUUUCAAAAUUUAUUUGUUUUAAAUUCAUUAAUUAUUUUUAACCCUUGACAAGAGAGCUUUAAUUUGGACAACUAGAGCUCUCAAAUAAAUAAUAGUGUAGAUUAACUUUUUUAUUUAACGACAACUUACAUUUUUAUAUGUACCGCAGAAUAGCUUACAACGAAUUAAUGUUUAUUAUAAUAGUCAUAAAUUCCAGUUAAAGAGAUAUUUGUAUUAAGUAAGGAUAAGUCAAUUAAAAAUAAUAAACUUA
Molecule: messenger RNA, 2522 nt
Organism: Drosophila rhopaloa
Lineage: Eukaryota; Metazoa; Arthropoda; Insecta; Diptera; Drosophilidae
Exons: 3
Coding region: 83-2116 (677 amino acids)
Source: RefSeq, a predicted model, not a curated record